UCUUUAUUUUUAAUUGUGUGCUAAAUUAAAAAAUCAACAUCCUCACUUCACCGAAAAUCGUUAUCUAUAAAAAUAACCUAUAAUGUUUAUAAUCCAGGUUUGGUGUCACGGUGGACGCCUGAGGCUCACGCUUUCCAAACGUUACAUUAAGUCCUUAUUGAGGGGCAGAGUGAGCGUGUCGUUGUUGUGUUACUCCCCAGAUGUCCCGGGUCUCUCCUUUCAACCCACACUCGUCCCUCGCUGCUCUAUUGUGCCUCUCUUCAAAUCAAAAGCCCCUCAAUGAGCCGCGCGCUGGCUCAGCGCGCAGAGCGCGUCUAGAAAGUCGGAGCAAACCAUUCCGCAGCAGAGGGGGGGUCACAGGCACAGAAAACUAAUUAGCACUACCUCUGUGACCGUGUGCAUGAAAUCAGCAAUUUAUGGAAGAUAAAUGGAACGCGUAGGACGCCGUUAAGUAAACGGUAGUCGAGACCGGCGAGCACGUGGAGCCUCCGUGGAGCGGCGUGACGCUGCGCCCCCGCGCUGAGACUGCGGCGCCGAGUGAAGCGGACGUCCGAGCGCUGCUCCCGAGCGAGAGCAGAGAGAAAGGGAACAGCUGGGAGAGGAUGCUGUAGAGGAGCAGACAGGUACGAGCCCAGCUGCCGCUACUACUGCCUCGGAAACAACUCCAGACAGAUCAUAAAGAUGACGGCCACUGAGAGCAAGGAGGACAUCAGCGACAACGACAGUGGGAUCAUCCUCCACUCUGGUCCGGACAGCCCCACGUCCCCUGUGAAAGACCCGACCACCCACACCAGAGCCCUGAAGCUGAAGCACCAGUCCCUGGAGGAGCGUCUGGAGCUGUGCCUGCUGGAGCUCAGGAAGCUGUGCAUCAGGGAGGCCGAGCUCACUGGCACGAUGCCCCCAGACUUCCCUCUGAUGCCUGAUGAGACGCUCCCUCGGGUCAGAAGGAGGAUCGGAGCCUCCUUCAAGCUGGACGAGGGUCUGAUCCACCUGGAUCAACAGGACUCAGAGCUGCACGCGCUGGAGACCGACCUGGCUCUGCAGCGGCAGAUUUACGAGGCGGCGCGACGGCUCUCCCGGGAAGGCAACCUCAGUAAACCGCAGAAGAAGAGUCGGCUGCGGCAGUGCAAGCGGGAGGAGGAGAAGGUGCGGGACCUGCAGGAGGCCGUGUUCCAGCAGAGGAUCAAGAGCGGCUGCAACUCGCCGUGCGUCGGCGUCGGCGUCCCCAGAGACCAGCACAGAGAUGUGUCCGACGACAGCUCCCUGUCCGACGUGGCGGCUCUGGAUGACGAUGUGGACACGCCUGGGCCCCUCUCCCCGCCGCCAUUGGGCCCCUCACACUCAGACCCCAUCCAGCUGUCAGCCAAGACCCAGCAGCCACUGGGCCAGAUCAGUGUGGGAUAUGAGCGCUGUCCCAUCCAGAACGCCCCGUGGGCCGAGUCCAAUCUGGACCAGCCUUACGACAAGGCCUCGAGGCUCCCGUCUGCUCGCAGCAGCAGGUCCAGCAGCCCGGCAGCCGCGCAGGCGCCCACGGAGAGCAGCAGGAUCCCCCUCACCCAGUUUGUGAGGAACUCCACGCUGCGCCACAGCCACUCCACCAGCGCCCCCUCCACCCCGGAGCUGCACAUCCGCCGCCAGUACACGCAGUCCUUCAGACUCCCUAAAAGCAGGCUGACCGCCGACAAGGAGCGGCCCGGCCCCGACGCGCACUCCCCCCUGCGCCCGCGCGUGUCCAGCUCCGAGGACAGCGGCUCCGAGCACUCGUCCUCCUCCUGCAUGGGCUGCGGGGACGGCCCCGCCGGGACCCCCAGGAUGUGCCCGCCGCCUUACGGCUUCCACCUUGGAGCCCAGAAGGCAGGAGCGCAGAGGACCCCCAGCCGGCCUCAGCCCGGCCCCGCCCACGCCAGGGCCGCGGCGGGCCAUGUGGACCUGGACCCGGGCAGGCACCCCCCGCCUCCGCAGAGACAGCGGCAGGAGGGGGCGCUGUCCCCGAGGAGAAUCCUGAGGCCGCCGCCGCCGUACACCCGGCUGGCGCGCACGCCGUCGCUGAAGGAGUACCCGAGCCACGCCGUGCGGCCGAUGCCCCGGGAGGCGGUGUCGGAGGAGCUGAGGUCCUGGCACCAGAGGAACCAGCAGCAGAAGGCGGGCGCCCCGGGCGGGACCAGUCCCACCUCGCCGCAUCUGCCUCCAUUCAAACAGGGCUCGGGGAAUGUGAUUCUGCAGAGGGCUGCGGACGGGACUCCACUCCAGUGGUUCGUGGCGGAGGAUGCUGAAAUAGUGAGCCAGGUUUAGCUCACAGAGCUUCAUGGAGACUGGGGCGUCUCCUCUUCUCUACUUGUCUCAGUAUUUAUUAAGUCCUUGGACUCUCUAUGAGAUUGGAAGCUGAUGCAAAACUAACGUGGACCUGUGGGUUUUCCAAUGAGCACAUUUGUCUCCUCCCUUAACUUAAAACAUAAUGUAAGGCAAUAUGCCAGUUUUAUUUUAUUUAUUUGUUUUCUAAAGAACAUUUCUAAAAUAUGAAUUGAGCUUCAUAAAAUGUAACAAAAUCCUAAACAUCUGGUUUUCUUUGUGGCUGGUUCACAUUUUGCACAUGAAUUGACCAGCAGGAGUCUUCACAUACGUUUUCCUAGUGCUAAUAUAAUUUCUACAGUAUUCUUUAUUUAUCUAUUAUUUAAGUUUUUCCCCCCAGAGACAUUUUAAUGAAAUACCUGAAAAUGCAUAUAUACAUUAGGCAAAUCUCCACAUUUGCUUUUAUCUUUUAUUGAUUAAUCACUGAUGCCUUUAAUGGUGGUUUGAUGAACGAUUUUCCUGCAGUCUGGUUAUUUGUUACUAACCAAUUGAAUGUAUCAUUUCUGAAGUAUUUUGUAUGAAUUUUAAUAAAAAUUUGAUUAAAAUGAAAUUA
Molecule: messenger RNA, 2902 nt
Organism: Betta splendens (Siamese fighting fish)
Lineage: Eukaryota; Metazoa; Chordata; Actinopteri; Anabantiformes; Osphronemidae
Gene: inavaa
Product: innate immunity activator a
Exons: 10
Coding region: 682-2292 (536 amino acids)
Biological process (GO): adherens junction maintenance; positive regulation of protein ubiquitination
Source: RefSeq, a predicted model, not a curated record